Messenger RNA from Desarmillaria tabescens, 447 nucleotides. RefSeq lists its product as uncharacterized. The record is from RefSeq and is a predicted model, not a curated record. Gene Ontology annotation, biological process: arachidonate metabolic process. The transcript has 2 exons. Lineage: Eukaryota; Fungi; Basidiomycota; Agaricomycetes; Agaricales; Physalacriaceae. The coding region runs from base 1 to 447 and encodes 148 amino acids. Gene Ontology annotation, cellular component: membrane.
AUGCAUGAGAUAGACAGCAGCGGGAUACGUGGGGUGUCUCAGCUCAUCAUUCUUGAUGAAAUCAUGAAGCGCAUCCAGGCAAAGAAGCAAUUGACUGAGGUACCAAAACCUUGUGAGUAUUUCCAUCUUAUUGGAGGUUCUGGUACUGGAGGUCUCAAUGCAAUCAUGCUGGGUCAACUGAAAAUGUCAACUGAAGAUGCACUGCAAAGCUACAACAAACUUGCAACUGCUGUAUUUAGCCCUGGGAACCAUUACCAAUUAUACAAGGAUGCAAAAUUUGGUGUGAAGACCUUGGAGGCUGAGGUUAAGGAGAUUGUCAAGAGUAGCAAUGCAGAUUACACUGGAGAAGAGUGCUUGCUUGUUCCUGGUGCAGGGAAGGGCUCAGUGGGCAACACAUAUGUUAAUCUCAGCUAUAUUUCUGUGCUCUUAUGCUUAUACUUAAGCUAG